Messenger RNA from Apodemus sylvaticus (European woodmouse), 4144 nucleotides. It is a transcript of the gene Faap100, whose product is annotated as FA core complex associated protein 100. Gene Ontology annotation, biological process: interstrand cross-link repair. NCBI's taxonomy places the organism in Eukaryota, Metazoa, Chordata, Mammalia, Rodentia, Muridae. The coding region runs from base 1117 to 3693 and encodes 858 amino acids. Gene Ontology annotation, cellular component: nucleoplasm; Fanconi anaemia nuclear complex. The record is from RefSeq and is a predicted model, not a curated record. The transcript is spliced from 10 exons.
AAUCUGGUAUGCAGAAGAUGAACGGAGGAUGUUUCCGACUGUGAAGGAGACUGGUGCUGCAAAGGAAGAACUCAUCUCCCACUUGUGUCCAUCCGAGGUGCCUUCAGAGCAGCCUGGGACCUGGGCUCAGAUCUUUCAAAGGCCACUCAAAUGAUAAUAGGUCCAGGCUUCACCCUCAGGUUAAAGUUGUGGGUUUUGUUUUUUUGUUUUUUAAUUUACAGCUGGGCAUGGUAGUCCAUGCCUUUAUUCCCAUGACUGAAGUCACAGACAGGCUACAACUAUAAAGCCUAGGAAAUUAUUUGCGGUCUCGGGGUGCAGUUCCAGACAGGGCAUUUUGUUUUGUUUUCCUAAGCUUUCCUGUUCUGGAACUAGCGUCGUAGAUCAGGCUGGCCUUGAACUCACAGAGAUCUACCUGCUUGUCUCCAGAGUGCUGGGAUUAAAGGCAUGUGCCACCACACAUCUUUUAUUGUUUUUUAUCAUGUGCUUUUGAGCACAUAAAUAGUUCAAUAAAGCCCCUGAAGCUUUUGGGGGUUGUGAGCUUCCCUGUGUGGAUGCUGGGGAUCAAACAUGGGUCUUCUGCAAGACUAGUAUGUGCUCCUAAGUACUGAGCCAUCUCUCCAGCCCCAGGAUGUUUGACAGCUACACUAGGAUUAUAGUAUGUUCCAAGCUCAUGGGACAUUUUGUGCCUGGUUGUGGCCCACACAUCUUCGUAGAUUUGUCCACUAGGAUUUUCAGAUGAGUGUUCCUUUAAGAGUCAAGGCUGCCUGGGCUGGCCCCUAACUCAAGUAUUACUGCCUCAGCCUCCUGAGUAGCUGCCACUCCAGAAACAGGCAGUGGCAUCUAGUUUCUGAUAGUGCUCUGGAAAAGUGCUAUGUACUUCAUCUUGGAGCCUCAUUCCAGAAUAGGAGUCUCAGCCUGCUCCCUCAAGGAGCUGCUAGUACAGCUGUCAUUGAAGAAAAUGUAAAUUUUCCCUCAGACUCAGCAUCCGCUCCAAAAUCACUUACAUCCUGCUGCCUUCUUGAAUGGAGACAAGGCUCUUUCUGGCUGGUCUGAAGCACCUUUUUCCCUGAUCGAGGGACUGAACAGCGUUUUGAGCCACCCUACUCCAGCGAGCCCAUGCUAUUUGGGUGGUGCCCUCUUGUGCUGUCACAAAAACGGUGCGAGGGCAAGUGCCGCAUACAACCUUGCACCAGAGCUACCUCUGCUCAACAGGCGGUGUACCAGUUUCCCGACCAGGUAUGGCACCUGCAGCUCCUGGCCACCCGCAGGGCACUCUACGUCCUGUGUGCCCGGACUGGCAUCUACUGCCUGUCGCUGGACUCACUGGACAGGUCUGGGAGCCAGGCAUGUGAGGACAGAGAUGAUGAGGCUCGCCCCUACCCUGUCGUCCAUGUGGACCCAGAAGCCUGCGUCCUCCCUGACGCUGCCCUCUGCGCCUUCACUGUGCUGGAUGAUAUGCUGGUCACCCUGGCACAGGGCCCCACCCAGUGGAAGAUGCAGCUGUUUGAGCGCCCCGGUGCAGGGGAGGAGCCUUGGCUUGGAGGCCAGGUUGGUGAGGUGGAGUUGUCAACCUGCACCCCACCAGGUGGGGUGCCAGGGAAGCCUGCAGCCCCCUGCUUCCUGCCAGUGCUGUGCUGCGUUUUCCCUCCAGACUCCAGGGCACCUCAUGGCCACCCUCGGGGCUGCGGGUGCUUCAUGCUGGAGGAGGCUCUCUUUGGUCUGCUCUUCGGAGUCGACGCCACCCUCCUGCAGUCCCCUGUGAUCCUCUGCGGUCUCCCUGAUGGCCAGCUCUGUUGUGUGGUCCUCAAGGCCCUGGUUACUUCUGGGUUAGCCCCUGGUGACCCGAAGGUCCUGGUCAAGAUCCUCCACCACCUAGAGGAGCCUGUGAUCUUCAUUGGGGCUUUGAGGGCAGAACCACACGAGGAGGAAGCAGCCAGAGAACCACUGUCUGGCGAGCACGUGCACUCUGACUGCCUGGUGGCCCUCGGUCACCAGGGCCGGGCACUAGCCAUCAAGGCCAGCUGGAGUGAGUCAGGGAACCUGGUGCCAGAGCUUCGUGAGUAUUGCCUCCCAGGGCCUGUGCUCUGCGCCGCUGCCUGUGGCGGGGAUGGCCUCAUGUACCACAGCACCCCCUCAGACCUCUGUGUGGUGGACGUGACUCGGAAAGAUAGUCCUUGGAACCCUGAGAAGCCAGAUGGGGCCAUAGGAGGUCUGCCCUCCGUGCUGUGCCCAGCCAGCUUGAACAUCUGCAGUGCCCUCGCUCUGUGUGUGGCAGCAAGGGCACCUACAGGUAGCACCGAGCUCCUGGCCCUGUCUUCUAAAGGACGCCUGAUCACCUGCAGUCUGGACUUGAACUCUGAGGCGCAUGUGCCUGCCAAAAUGACCAUGGCAAAUGCAGGCCAGAAAAUUAAGGAGCUGCUCUUGGACAUCGGUGAUGUCUCUGAGAGGGUGUCCUUUCUGAAGAAAGCUGUUGACCAGCGCAACAAGGCCAUCACAAGUCUCAACGAGGCCAUGAAUGUGAGCUGUGCCUUGCUGUCCAGCCAGGAGGGUGACCGUCCUAUCUCAUGCACCAUCACCACCUCCUGGAGCCACCUGGAGCUGCGAGACAUGCUGAUGGCCACCUGCACACUGGCGAAUAGCAGCAGCUUCAGCCUGGACCAGGGCUGGACCUUGUGCAUUCAGGUGCUGACCAGCUCCUCUGCCUUGGACCUGGAUGGGGCUGGCUCCGCUUUCACCUACACCAUUCCUGUGGACAGACUGGGCCCAGGCAGCCGGCGGGAGGUGACGCUGCCCCUGGGCCCUACGGAGAGUGGCGUGCUCGACCUGCCCGUGACCAUGUCCUGCUGGCUCUUCUACAGCCUCAGGGAGGUGGUGGGUGGGGCCCUGGCCCCCUCAGACCCUCUGGAGGUCCCCUACUUGGAGAAGCUCCCUCUCAACCUUCCUAAGCAAGAGGGCGUGUGCCUGCCCCUGUGCAAGCGCACAGUGGACAUGCUGCAGUGCCUGCGCUUCCCUGGCGUGGCCUCACACCCUGCACAGGCCCCCCGUGUGCCUCCUGGCCCUGCCUGCGAGCCCGUGGAAACUUUCCUCAAGACCUGCCAAGCCCCUGGCAGUGAGCCUACGGGUGCUGCCUCCCUGCGGGCCAAGUACCUGCCUCCAUCCACAGCCUCCCUCAGGGUGUCCGCAGGCCUUCUCAGAGCUGCGCUGCAGGACGGUCGUUCAGGUUUCCACCUGUGCAGCGCCACCCUGCAGUGGCUCCUUGCUGAAAACGCUGCUGUGGAUGCUGUGAGGGCCCAGGCACUGUCUUCCAUCCAGGGAAUAGCCCCAGAUGGAACUGAUGUCAACCUCAUCGUCCAUGAGGUAGCUGUGACUGACUUGAGCCCUGCAGGCCCCAUCCAGGCUGUGGAGAUCCAGGUGGAGAGCUCCUCUCUGGCCAACAUGUGCAGGGUACACCAUGCCAUCGUCAGACGGAUACAGACUAUGGUCACAGAGCAAGCAGCCCAAGGCUCCAGCCCGCCUGACCUCCGCAUGCAGUAUCUACAACAGAUCCACGCCAACCACCAGGAACUGCUUCGUGAAGUGCAGGCGCUGCGUGACCAGCUGUGCACGGAAGAUGAAGUGAGCUCCUGCUCCACAGCCCAGAAGCUCCUGCAGAUUUACAAGCAGCUGCGCAACCCUAGCCUCGUCCUAUUGUGACCAGCUGCUGGCCAGCUCCACAUCACUGUGGGACACACUUGGGGCUUGCCUGGCAGCACCCCUCAACUGGAACCUCUGCACCCCUGAUGGGAAGUACCGUCACCCAAGAACUCAGGCCAUGGAGACACAGGGUUUCUGGGGCUCAGACUCACAGGUUUGGGACUGUUCUGCUGCUGGCCCCAGCACACCCCCGGGAGCACUGGCUGCCUCUCUGGGACCACCAGGUGGCAGAGUGCUCACUGCAACCAAAGCACAAAAACCGUGGGAGGGCUCACAGGCCGCCAGCCUCCAGCCCAUGCUCCAGCCUCCUCCUUCAGCUGGGCCCUGCUGCUGCUGCUGGUGCUGUCGUUGCCAUGGGAGGGGAGGGAGCAUCUGCAGGGCUCUGGGCCUGCUCCUGUUGUCUGUCUGUCUGUCUGUGAGGUGCUGUGCUGACAAGCUGCCUUUUCAUGAA